GGUGGUAUCAUGUACCCUUUGUAAGUAGACGUGUAUGGUGCCAGACCAGGGAUUGAACUCACAUGUCACAGAUGUGUGCGUGUCGGAAGCACACGUUUUCCUGCCACGUCAUUUAUACAGGAGGCUGCAACCAGCCGUGUGCAUGACACAUCCACGUUACCACUGCAAACACGUCGAGAAAGAAAGCUCAUUCACUUAUAUUAUUCAAGCACGGCAGGAUUUCUUGACAGAGUUUACUUUCCCUGGCACGGUCAAGGACGCAGCAGUGUUGUGAAACUGCUUCCUCCACUCUGAGCGUGGCCAUUUUAUGUUCGCAGAGCUGUUUGAAGCACAGCACGGGCUGAACUCCUGGUUCCAGAGUGAAAGAGGGCCUGGAAAGGUGUCCACAAAAUAAGCAAAAUGGAAGGUGACUGAAGUAGCAGUUGUGGGAUCUGUUACAUGGUGUCAUGUGAGCAUGAGGACACAGCUACUUGUUUGUUUUGACAGGAUAGUUUUUCUGAAUUGGAAGUGCCAGGACAUAUUUUCUGUUUCAACUGAUGCAAAUAUCCUAUAAAGCCACAGGAUGACACUCCCACCACGGCACAGUGGGUGUCAUCCGCACGCCCGUGCAUGUUUUGGAAACGUUAUAUUUAUGUGUUUUAAAGAUCGAUACUAACAUCACGGAUCGACACGCAUAAGUUGCAGUCGUUUAAAUAAACACAACGGGCACAUGAAGAAAUCUCUGCAUUGCAGCAAAAAGUGUGUUUUAAGGGGAAGAGGGUAGUGUGCUCUCUGUGAUCCGUGUGGCAUAACUGGCUCGACCAAUGGCGUUCCGCGCUGUUGGCCCUGCAGCCAAUUGCUGCUGCAGUUGAGGUUAAAGAUUGACAAUCAGAGAGAGAGCAGCAGCGAGAAGGGCCUUCUGGAAAAUUCCACAGCCUUCUUUGAUGCAAGCUUUACAGCCGUGUAAACAAUUAAGGUCAAUUUUUUUUUUCUCUUCUAUUCGAGGCUCUGUAUGAAGCGAGUGUUUGCUUUGUGUUGGUGGCAUGCUAUGACAAUGACGAAGGGGAUGUAGUUCAGUGGGCUGUUUUCUGUUCCGCCUUGUGUUGAGAGGUUUGAAAAUGCAAGCAGAGUUAUCUCUCCAGAGUGGAAGGGGCGAGGAUGUUUCCAGUCUGCUGCAUGAUUCCUGAGAGCAGCUCCUUCACGAUGAAAAUGACAGAAUGACACAUGAGCCGGUGUCUUUCCUGCUGUGGUUUGCCACACAUAGAGCAUCUACCCUCUACUUUUUUGGUCGAUUCCAAUGUGCAAUUUAAGGUACAGUGAAUGGAAGAGGGGAAGAUUACAGGGCGCCGGUUUGUGGUCCUGAAAGCGUGCGUGGAGAGAUGGUCCUCCCUGGCACAAGUGUGGCUCCAGAUAUCUCUAUUUUUAAUGUCAGGCUGUAAUCUCCACAGAUCUCUCUGGUUCUCCUGCAUGGAUGUGCCAGUGCCUGAGUCUGAGCCUUGGAGUGGGGGAUGGGGGCGAGGGGGGAGGGGAGCAAGCUGUGGCCUCCAUUUUCUGUGACGAGGGAACCCUGCUCGGCUCUCACAGGAGAGGAAUAUAAAGAGUCAGUAUUGUUCAUUUUUGUCCAUCAGGUAGCACUCGCCAAGAGGAAUGCUGUCAGGAAUCUCUCCCAGAAUCUGCCGUGGAUUUAUUUUGCUGACUCUUCCUGUGUGAUGGAUCACAGCUCCUAAUGUGGCUGGGAAUACUGUCUGGAUAUCCAAUGGUCAUUAUUGUGUUUUGUCAUUGCUGCUUGUGCACUGUACUUGCAGGUUGGGAGUUUUCCUCCGGCCGCACGGACUCGCUCACUCAUGGCAACUGCUCUCUUCUUGUUGCUUUAGUUCACAUGGCAGAAGGGACUUGGCUGGCUCUUAUUUUCAUGUGGGCCCUGUUUGUUCUCUCUGUCCGGAAGAGGAAGGCCCUGAAGGGGUUUGGAUGUGUGUGGGUGUGCGACUGUUGGCAGGCUGAAACCAGAUCCCCAUGUGCCACUGGCUUGAAAGAAACUCUGCUCAACCCAUGUCUGCCAUUUUAGGUCUCCGGACUCUUCCUGGUUUCAGUUUAAUAACCGGGAUUUUCCAGUUCUGAGAAAGAACAAAGGAACACGGCCACUGUUUGUUCAGUCACAGGAAGAGUUGUGGCACGACUGGUUUGGACUUGUUGACUUGUUCAGAGUGAGAGAGACCAUCAUCUUGAUGUGUUUCAAUCUGGUCUUAUUUGAAAUCAACUGCUGUUGAAGGAAGCGCAAACAGUCAAUGAGUCAUGAGCUACAUUCCUUAGAAGUGGGGCAGCUGUUGGUAGCAAGGAAGGAUUGACCUUUGAGUCGUGAAGUGUAACCCAUUGUUGCCUGCGUGAUCUUUGGCCCAAACAAGGGAUGUGGCCAGGCGUUUUCACGUCACGUUAUUAACGAACACUAGACGACUGUUUGGAGUCUGCCUUGAUGCUGUUUACAUUUCAAAGACCAACCUUUAUAGCUGCUUUCCAGAAGACGGCAAGAAAAAGGUUGCCCUUCUCAAGAAUGCUAAUCCAUUCGUAAUAUUUCAAAGCAUUUUUGUACCCUUUAUGGUCUGGAAUUUAAUUGAACUUUCAGAUCGUUUGCUUGGAUUUUCUCCUUUUAUGGAAGGAAGUUGUUUGAACUGACACUGCUACGCUGCAUCGUGCUUUAAUAGUUACAUGACUUAGAAGCAUAAGCAGUAGGUGUGGGAGCGACACUGCCGACCUUUUCCUCCUGCAACCAUGAGCUUGCUCUGCACUAAUGGACAUAAUUCUGCUAUUGGCAUGUGCUUUAACCCUUUAUAUUAAUUUCCAGCCCUUGUUUUGGGCUGUUAAGCUUCAUAUCGCUCGGUCAUUGGGCAUCAAAAACAGGAUCCUAGCUAUCAAGGCAGCAGAAACCCGAGCUGUUUACGGGAUUAGGCCGUGCAAACACUGUCUUUCAUUUGAAACUAACUCUCAAACCUUUUGGUCGUGCUCAUCGUUCGAAUGUGAUUCAGCCAACAAUGGCCUCAGUUCCUCUGGGUGUGUUGUUGUUCAGAGACCUCUUGCCUUCUCCUCGUGUGGAUCAGUCCCACGCCGUUUUAGGUUGUUAGCCAAACAGAAAGCGGUGCAAAGAUACCGGACCUGUUUCAUCUUAACUUCCGCGCUGGUGUGGUUACAUGAAGGAAGGCGACACGGCCAAGGUGGUGUUCUGAAUACCAACUUGGCUUUCGCCACCAAGGAGUGUUGCUAUGGCGAUCUGACCUUACCUCUUUUUUUUUUUUUACAGUUAUUAGCGGCUGAUAAAACGGAGAGCAUUUUUUUAAAACAGCAGCUGCAGAAAGCCUUAGUGAUAGUAACGGGCAAUCCCCAUCGGUGGGCCAUGAGGGACUUGUGCUUUCAGAGUCUGGCUGAGGAGGAGAUAAAGAACGAGUCUGAUGUGGUAGAGGGGAUGGAUGCAUCAGCACGAUCCAAAGUCCCCGAUCCACCGGGGUCAACCGAGCGGUCAGUGGUGCCACAGAAGAGAAAGGUCUCAAGUCCAUCCCAUUCCUCCAAUGGACACUCUCCCUCCGACAGCUCCCCCAGCCCGCACAAAAAGAAGAAGAAACCCGGAGCGGUGAACAGUAACAGCAAAGACCAGUCAGAGCUAAGACAUGGUCCCUUUUACUAUAUGAAGCAGCCAGCACUCACCACAGACCCUGUUGAUGUUGUACCGCAGGACGGCAGGAACGACUUCUACUGCUGGCUGUGCCACCGCGAGGGCCAGGUGCUCUGCUGUGAGCUCUGCCCCAGGGUGUACCACGCCAAGUGCCUCAAACUACCAGCCGAGCCCGAGGGCGACUGGUUCUGUCCAGAGUGUGAGAAGAUAACGGUUGCCGAAUGCAUCGAAACUCAGAGCAAGGCGAUGACCAUGCUGUCUAUAGACCAACUGUCAUACUUACUUAAAUUUGCACUUCAAAAGAUCAAGCAGCCGGGGACGGAACCUUUUCUGAAGCCGGUGUCUCUCGAGCAGCACCCGGAUUACGCAGAGUACAUCUUCCAUCCUAUGGACUUAAGUACUUUAGAAAAGAAUAUCAAAAAGAAAAUGUAUGGCUGCACAGAAGCGUUCCUGGCCGACAUGAAGUGGAUAUUACACAACUGCAUCAUCUAUAAUGGGGGAAAUCACAAAUUAACAGCAACUGCAAAAGUCAUAGUCAAGAUCUGUGAACAUGAGAUGAAUGAGAUCGAGGUGUGUCCAGAGUGUUACCUGUCAUCAUGCCAGAAACGGGACAACUGGUUUUGUGAGCCUUGCAGUCAACCUCACACUCUAGUCUGGGCUAAACUCAAAGGAUUUCCCUUCUGGCCGGCGAAAGCGCUGCGAGAAAAAGAUGGCCAGGUGGACGCAAGAUUCUUUGGACAACACGACAGAGCCUGGGUCCCCAUCAACAACUGCUAUCUCAUGUCCAAAGAGAUUCCCUUCUCCGUGAAGAAGACAAAAAGCAUCUUCAACAGCGCCAUGCAGGAGAUGGAAGUCUACGUGGAAAACAUCCGCAAGAAAUUCGGCGUCUUCAACUACGCGCCCUUCCGCACCCCGUACACGCCCAACAACCAGCUGCAGAUGCUGCUGGACCCGUCGAAUCCUAGCGCUGGCACGGUCAAAACCGAGAAGACCGAUAAACUCCGUUUCAACUUCGAUAUCACCGCGUCCCCGAAGAUGGUCCUUGGCAAAAACUCCACGCCCAGCGGCAUGAGUCGGAGAGUCUCGAUGACGGACAUGCCUCGCUCGCCGAUGAGCACCAACUCCUCUGUUCACACGGGGUCAGAUGGGGAGCAGGAUUUGGAUAAAUCGAGUCGGAUCUCUGGCUUCCACUACAGCACUGGAGAGGAGUCAAUGGACUGCACUGCCUCUCCUGUGUCUGGGAAGGCAGGUCAUGCUGCCAGCAUCACAAGCAGCCCCAAGCCUUUUAACCCAGGACUUGUUCCUAAGCAGGAGAGGACCGCAUCCACUGGUGGAAUCCUUAACCUCAACCUGGACCGAGUCAAGGCAGAGAUGGACCUGAAAGAGCUGAGUGAGACAGUACAACAGCAGCAGCAGCAAAACCAACAGCAGCACGGGGCAGCAGCGCCUCCGCCGACUCCGAAGCGACCCCUCCGGAGUCUGGACAGGACGAUUGAAAGCUGCAAGGCUCAGCUUGGGAUCGAUGAGAUUUCUGAGGACGUCUACAAAGGUGUGGACCACAGCGAGUCGGAGGAUUCGGACAAAUCGGACUCCAGCGACAGCGAGUAUCUGAGCGACGAGGAGCACAAGCCAAAGAGCACCAACCAGGACGUCAAGGUCAAAGUGGAAAGGAAGAGACGGAGGCAGAGCGUAGAAAGUGACACUAAGGAAGGAGUCGCUGCUCCGGCGGAGAAACCUCCACCUGAAGCCCAAAUCAAGGAGAAACAGAGCGGCAGCAACCAAGAGAAGGAAGCUCUGGACAGGUUGCGGACGAGCCACUCGGAGAAGACCAAGGCCGUUGAGGAGGGCAGAGCAGCUGGGGCGCCACCAGUGGCUGAACAAGAUUCUGAUUCCGAAAGAGAGCUGGUGAUAGAUUUGGGGGACGACCAGCGUGGGCGGGACUCAAAGAGGAUCAGACGGGAAGCUGGAGCUUCUGCGACCAAAACGCUCAAAGAUUCAAGCGCUGUCAAAUCUGAAGGUAAAUCGGCGAGUUCGUCCACGUCUGCAACAGCCAAAGACAAAGACUCAAAUAGCAAAGACUCGUUGCAGUCUUCUCUACAAGCCGCUGUGAACCUUAUAUCAACUGCAACGUCCGGUCAGACAAGUUCUCCCACAAAUACCAGCGCUGCUUCGCCCGCCCCCGCCCCUGUCCCGGCACCCGCUCCAGCAUCAGCUGCUGUGAAGAAACAGCGCCCCCUGUUGCCCAAAGAAGCGCCACAGCCUGUACAGAGGGCAGUUGUUUGGAAUCCCACGAAGAUCCAGACGUCCUCUCAGAAAUGGCACAUGCAGAAGGUGCAGAGGCAGCAGCAACUGGGCGACCCGGCACAGACACAGGGUCCACAGCAGCAGACUUCCUCCUUGAGUGGCCGCUACCAGACCAGACAAGCAGCCAAAGGACAACAGAAGGAGCCGAGUCAGAGUUCUUCAACGUCUCAGCUCUCGAGCAGCACGAGUGACAUUCAGAUUCCUACUGUGUCAGCGGAUGUGGCUGCUGAUAUCGCCAAGUACACCAACAAAAUUAUGGACACUAUUAAAGGAACAAUGACCGAAAUCUAUAAUGAUCUCUCCAAAAGCACAUCGGGAAACACAAUUGCAGAGAUUCGACGGUUAAGAAUAGAGAUUGAAAAGCUUCAGUGGCUGCAUCAACAAGAGUUGUCAGAGAUGAAGCACAACCUGGAACUGACCAUGGCAGAGAUGAGGCAGAGUCUGGAGCAGGAGAGAGAUCGGCUGGUCGCCGAUGUGAAGAAGCAGUGUGAGAUGGAGAAGCAACAAGCGGUUGAUGAGACCAAGAAGAAGCAGUGGUGUGCGAACUGCAGGAAAGAGGCCAUCUUCUACUGCUGCUGGAACACUAGUUACUGUGAUUACCCGUGUCAGCAAGCCCACUGGCCUGAGCACAUGAAGUCGUGCACGCAGUCAGCAACCGCAUCACAGCAGGAGCCAGAGACGGAGUCCGCGUCUGACCCCAAGCCUUCUGGACACUCUCCAGCCUCUCAGGCACUGGCCCCCGCAGCAGGGGCCGUAGCAGACAAAAACAACUCGCCUACGUACAUAGAGAAGAGUAAAGACAAUGCUGCUGUUACUGUGACAUAACUGGAACACUACACUCCUGUAAAUAUUGGCUCAUGCGGCUGGGUGUCAAACCCAUCCUCUUGCCUUUUUUGUUUUCAUUCCCAUAUUCAUAGUGGACGUGGUUAUUCAGGAGAACUCUGUCGAUUAGUGGAUUUAUCUAAAGUGAACUUGGUCUGUCUCAAGAAAUAAAAUGUGAGUGUUUGUUUUUAACAGUUGUGUUGGAUGAUGUCGCAUUAUUUCUGAUCAGGAAAUGGUGACGUCAGCCGACUGUCUACAGAUCUUCAAAUGCUGCUUUGAAGCACUUCAUCAUUUCGUCGGUGCCAUCUGGGGCGUUCGGCCUUCCCAGUGGGAACUGUUCCCUUCAUCCAUGUCCUUCUCAGUGGCUUACACUUUGGUUUUGUACUUCAGUUGUUUGUUGUAUAGGCCUUCAUUUAAAAAGGUGUGAUUUAUUAAAAGGAAAGUUUUAAAUGUACAAAGUUUUGUAAGAUACCGAAACGAUAUUUAUUGUGUUAUAUGUUUUUAUAGUAUGCAAAUUUAAAUUACAUUUCUAUGUGUCUAAAAAAGUUAUUUGAAAAGAUUUUACUACCAUGAAUGUCAGUGCUGAGCAAAGUCUGUUGAACUGGUUAUCCAAAGCUGAUGUAAACUCUGGUUAUACUGUGUCAAAAAGGUGCAUAGACCUAAAUGGGGCCUGUAUUCUUUCCUGUGAGCAUGUCCAUGUGAGCUUGUGUCCUGUUCUCGUUUACAUAUUGUAAACACAAUAAAACUAAGUGUCACAUCAACAAAAGACAGCCAGACAAUCCACCAUGUUCUUUUUCAGUCAUAAAAACUCAUUUGUACAGUGAUCACUGAAUGAAAACACACUUGAUUGUUACAUGCUGGUGUUGAUAUUCAUCCAAAACAAUAAAAAUCCACAAUA
Synchiropus splendidus (mandarinfish) is the source of this 7664-nucleotide messenger RNA. Its product is annotated as protein kinase C-binding protein 1-like. The record is from RefSeq and is a predicted model, not a curated record. NCBI's taxonomy places the organism in Eukaryota, Metazoa, Chordata, Actinopteri, Syngnathiformes, Callionymidae. Gene Ontology annotation, biological process: regulation of DNA-templated transcription. The transcript has 20 exons. Gene Ontology annotation, molecular function: protein binding. The coding region runs from base 2765 to 6769 and encodes 1334 amino acids.